AACGACAUUCAUAUUUAGUAAAAAUAAUUUUCAGGACAUAAAAUGGUUUUUAUCGAAUUUAUAUGAACUAAUAAUGGAUGAACACGAGUUCUUCAAAGAGACAGUGCAACAUUUGGCGCGUUGUUUAUCGAACAUAAACCCAACGCCAUGGGAAAAGGUCAACACCUUGUUUAUGCUGUGCCCGCAAGCCAGCUCAUCACUGGUAGUGACAUCUCGGAGUCAGGAGGCAUGCAUAGCUCUUGGCCUCUACUUCCUACACAGCGGACAGCAGCAUCAAGACAAACUGCUCCCGUACUUUUUGAAGGUUCUAAAGUGUCUCAAUAAUGCACAGUUUGAAGAGCCUCAGUGUAGAGUUAAAAAUAUUGAUCGCAUUCCUAUGUCAGAGAAGUUCAGUUUCUGUCUGAAUACACUCCUCUCUGACAUCGCUGCCAAACAGCCUUCCACCAGGGAAGAAAUCAUCAAAGCCCAAAUUGAGCUUAUGUCGAAUCUGACGAAGACAAUCAUUAACUGUCACGAGAGCAAAGACUACACGCAAACGAUUUCAAAGCUUCAAUUAUGCAAAAGUACAAUACCAAUUCUGAUAGGAUUAGCUAGAUCAAUGGGCAGAUAUGCAACUGUGGACCCUCCAUUACUAUGCCGCCUUUUUCCUCAACCCAGCAGUCCAUUGAAGUCCAAAGAACCUGAAACAAAUUUCGAGUAUUCCACAUUAGACAAGAAGAGGAAAUUCAACCAAUUCAGACCAAUUAUUCCUCGUUCCUUAUCGGGAAAUCUGAAUCCUAAUAAUGAGAACGGAAUGGUUAAUGGCACGGAUACCGUUGAUAGUUCCGGGGGGACCCUUAAAAGAGGCUCCUUACACAGCUAUAGUUCAGUACCUUAUGACCCUACCACGUACUUCUUUCACAAGUUCGGAUCUAGCUUCAAUCAAUUCCCUUAUAUGAGGUUCUCGGAAUCUCCUGAGAAGAGGAUCAACGUCCAGUUCUAUGUGGCGUAUUUGCAGUCAAUAUUGACGGUGGCUAAGGAUUUACUGACGAAAGAACUGCUCGCGUUCCUGGAUGAAGAAGCUGAGGAUAUUUACGCUUCCGGACAAAUUCAAGUUUUUCCAUAUAAAUCUUUCUCGGAAACCCUGAAUUUGGUAAUGGUAACUCUGCUACGGGAAUUAUUGCAACAUCAGAAGAAUCUUCCGGGCCCCUUUACUAAAGAUGUCCAGGAGUUUGUAAAAUGCCUCUUCUUAAGCGGACAAACAGAACUACAGAGCCGGCACCACGAUGCCUCUGAGAAAGAAGACAGAGAAAAUAACUUCGCUUCAGUAAACAAGUUCAAAGUGAACGUGAUGGCCAAUUCGGCGUGCGUCGAUCUGCUUGUAUGGGCUAUAGGUGACGAGACUGGUGCGGAUUCAUUAUGCGGCCGUUUGACGGAGAAAAUAAAUUCUAAUCACAACCAUAAAUUGAUAUUAGCACAUAUGCCGCUCCUGAUGGUCUGUCUUGAAGGACUUGGUAAAUUAGCGACAAAGUUUCCGACAAUUGCGAACACUUCAAUUUAUUGCUUAAGAGAUUUCCUCGUUACUCCAUCGCCGAUACUGUUCAAGUUACACAAAUUGGAGUUAGAAAAAACUGGCAAGGAACACAUGAAGGUUACAUUACAGGGGAAAGAACUCCAGGGUUUGACGGAAACCGGCGUCCCAGUGAAGUCGACGCCUUUCGAGAAGCUUCGAGACGCCGCAAUAGAGAAUCUGUGCGUGGCGCUUGAAGCUGCACUCACUGUGGACUUGGUCUGUGUCCCAGCACUUGUGGGCUCAGUUAGUAACCGAUUGUUUACCGCUGAAACUAGUGACAGUGAAUCGUCGCUGAUCAGUACAAACAUCGUUAUCAUGUUGGGACACGUCGCCGUCGCCCUCAAGGAUACGCCCAAAACUACAGAUACAAUUCUGCAAUUUUUCCAACAAAGGCUAUGCCGCUCCCCAUCGUCUUUGGACACUUUGAUAGUAGACCAGCUCGGCUGUAUGGCGCUGGCGAGCCCCGAGGGGCCCGCACACGACGAGAUCAUGCGCAUGUUCACAGUCAUUACCGUAGAAGCAGCCAGCGCGGCCUACCAUCACACUGACGAUAGGAAGCAGUAUAGACAUGUAUCGGGGGCAGUUCUGAACGCGCUUGCGAACAUAGCGGCAAAUGUUCGCGGCACUAAUGCGCGUUUAGAACUGCUCACGCGUUUGCUGGAGUUGUUCGUGCAGUUGGGACUUGGCGGGGAACGUGCCACCGACCGUUCGCCCGCACCCGUGCUGAAGGCAUCGGGUAGCGCGGGCAAUCUUGGCGUGCUUAUACCCGUUAUUGCAGUUCUAGUCAAGAGGCUCCCGCCCAUCAAACAUCCAAAGCCCAGACUUCACAAGCUGUUCAAAGAUUUCUGGCUAUAUUGUGUAGUCAUGGGUUUCACAGCUGCAGAUUCAGGUUUAUGGCCCCAAGAAUGGUACACGGGUGUAAAAGAGAUAGCCGUCAAAUCACCCUACCUUGUUUCUCAAACGUCGUUGCGUUCGGAAAUGCGUGAACUGCAAUACACGUCCGCUGUGAGGAACGACUCGGUGUCCCUGAAUGAACUCCAGGAAUUAAAGACGCAGAUACUGAAUCUGCUGGACCACCCGGCGGAUAUUACCGUUAUGGUGAACAAGUUGACAUUCGCGCCUUGUAUGUACCUGCUUAGCGUAUACUGGUUAGAAACAUUAAGAGUGUGCAACUCUCCAGAGCCAAGUUUACAACCAAUUAUUGAAUAUUUAAGUGAUACAGCGUUACAAAAAGACAAAAGCGGCAUGUGGCAAUGUGUAGCUAGUGUUGGAGACAAAGUUUUCGAAAAGUUUCUGGAUGUAAUGUCUGACAAAGUGAAGGACGAGUCCAGGGAGAGGGAACUGGAAGGUCACGCGCAGUUCCUGCUGGUGAACUUCAAUCAUAUACACAAGCAGAUCAGACGGGUAGCGGACAAGUGGCUAUCAGGACUGGUUGACAGGUUCCCGCAUCUCUUAUGGAAUUGUCGGUCCAUUGUAAAAGAUUUCGCUGAUCGUUGCCAUGGAAUAGUACAAGAAGCAAUGAAGUGGGCACCUCAGUCUACACGAUCUCAUUUGCAAGAAUAUUUGAAUCAGAUUACUGGAGCUGUGUUUGCGGAAGGUGGCGGUGAAGCGGCGAUAUGGCGUGUCGGUGCUCGGCUGCAUACAGCGCUUAAGGAUGCUUGCAGCGGCGGCAGUGAAACUUCUCAUCGAGCUGCGUUAUGGCGCGCAACAGCGCUUCUAGUACACGCACGUCACCAGCCGGCACAAGCGAACGCGGCGCCGAUUGCAAGGGGACUGUUGCAUUCUGUCGCGUGGUCCCAAGUAGAGAUAUUCACAGAGGACGCCGUGACCACAGCUGUGGAAUGCUGGCAGUGGUUGACGACCGCUCGGCCGGAUCUCGAAUUGAGGUUGCUACAGGAAAUAUUCGCGGCCUGGCAGUGUACCGUCGAUAGGAAAAUGGGACUGUUCUCCAAGCAGGUGGAAGAGAUCAGCCCUCUCGCUGCUUAUGAAGGAUCGAAGUUGGAACCUCGUCCGCCAUUCGUUGCAGCACACGCAGUAUGGGUUCGAUAUUUAUGCGAAGUUGCAGAAACGGCGAAAUAUAAUAGUUUAGAGAAAGUCGAGAUGUUGGCCAGUUUGCUCCACAGAACACUGCCUAUUACAGUAGGCGAUGUAAGGGACCACAUAAAUAGACAUGUUGAAGCAGUCGGCGUUCGUUUUAAACUGCUAUCUUGUGGAUUAUCUCUUCUCCAAGGAGAUAUUCUUCCUCGUUCGCUAGCACGGAAUAUCCUCAGGGAGCGGGUGUACAGCACAUGUCUAGAUUACUUCUGCAGGGGCCUCCAAUCCCCCGCCAAGACUUCUGGAGCAUUGAGGGAGGAUAUAAUAUCGUUGAUCAAGUUCUGGCAGUUGCUGCAUUCGGAUAAGAAGUAUCUGAAAAAUAGUGAUAUUGGUGAAUUUGAAUUAAUGCGCGGUGUGAGCAGCCAGCAAAGUCUUUACACGUCCAACUCACCGACGGACAAUCGUUCAUCUGUCAAUAGUAGUGAUAUUGGCAAUCGACAGACAACCGGAUGGAUCAACACGGUUCCAAUGUCGACGACGACAUUGAGUAGCGGAGCGGGCAGCAUAGCGGGCAAGCGGUCGAACCGCAGCGUGAAACCGCCCGUCAAAUCACAGGACACGUUCGUCAAAGAUUACGUCAAGAAAAGAAAUCUCAUACUCGAGUUGAUGGCUGUAGAAAUCGAAUUCCUGGUAACUUGGCACAACCCUCAUAGCCGGCCCGAGCAAGCAAUACCGGGCGAGGACAAUAUAGCAACUUGGCGUGCCAAACCGAACACAGACCGCACUUGGCGGGACUAUGCCAAGUUCGCGUGGGAUAUCAGUCCGACAUUAGCCGUAUUCUUGCCUGAAAGAUUAAAGAGUGAAAGUAUAGUAGUAGAAAUGAGACGGAAAGUGCAAGCGCAUCCGACUUCAGUGUGUCAUGUGCCACAAGCUCUUAAAUAUCUAGUCACCACUGACACGUUGCUCAAUGAUGCACACGAGCUGGUGCACAUGGUGACGUGGGCGCGCGUGUCGCCCGUGGAGGCGCUGUCGUACUUCAGCCGGCAGUACCCGCCGCACCCGCUGUCGGCGCAGGCGGCCGUCUGCACGCUCACCUCCUACCCCUCCUCGGCCGUGCUGCUCUACAUACCGCAGCUGGUGCAGGCGCUGCGGCACGACACGAUGGGUUACGUUGCGGAACUGAUUAAAUCUCUAGCGAAGAAAUCGCAAGUGGUGGCUCACCAACUCAUAUGGAACAUGCAUACAAACUUGUAUACUGAUGAGGAGAUGCACAAUAAAGAUACGGCAUUGUUUGAUAUAUUGGAAAGUCUAAUAAAGUCAAUAGUGGACUCGUUGUCUGGUCCGGCUAAGGCUUUCUACGAAAGGGAGUUCGAUUUCUUCGGACAAAUCACGAACAUAAGUGGCAUCAUACGACCGUACCCGAAGGGCGCGGAGAGGAAAAGGGCGUGUCUGGAGGCACUGAAGAAUAUCAAGGUGCAACCUGGGUGCUAUUUACCAUCAAAUCCUGACUCAAUGGUUGUAGAUAUCGAUUAUAAAAGCGGUACCCCUAUGCAGAGUGCGGCAAAGGCGCCAUAUUUAGCUCGGUUCAGAGUCCGCAAGUAUGGUAUAGCGGAAAUGGAAUCUGUCGCUAUGGCCGUCGCAUCCGGGGAAGAACCACCUGCGGAGGAAGGCAAAGAUAAAUACACAUCAAUAGCAGCGGAGACAUGGCAAGCGGCUUUAUUCAAAGUGGGCGAUGACGUGCGACAAGAUAUGCUCGCGCUGCAAGUUAUAUCACUGUUCAAGAACAUAUUCCAACAAGUUGGGUUGGAUUUGUAUCUUUUCCCUUAUAAAGUCGUCGCUACAGCACCUGGGUGUGGUGUAAUAGAAUGCGUGCCAAAUGCGAAGUCUCGAGAUCAGCUCGGACGACAGACAGACAUCGGCAUGUAUGAGUAUUUCAUUAAGAAAUAUGGCGACGAAACGACCAGAGAGUUUCAGGCUGCGAGACGUUGCUUCGUAACGUCGAUGGCGGCAUACAGCGUUAUCGGAUUCCUGCUGCAGAUUAAAGAUCGGCAUAACGGGAAUAUUAUGCUUGACACGGAUGGACAUAUCAUACAUAUAGAUUUUGGCUUCAUGUUCGAAUCAUCACCGGGAGGCAAUCUCGGAUUCGAGCCUGACAUCAAAUUGACGGACGAAAUGGUGAUGGUGAUGGGUGGCAAGAUGGAAGCGCCACCUUUCCGCUGGUUCUGUGAGCUGUGCGUGCAAGCCUUCUUAGCAGUCAGACCGUACCAAGAAGCGAUAAUUUCUAUGGUCUCGCUCAUGUUAGACACAGGUUUGCCCUGUUUCCGUGGGCAGACUAUUCGUCUUCUUCGCUCCCGUUUCGCGCCCAACUCGACAGAAAAGGAGGCGGCGGCGUUCAUGCUCUCCGUCAUUCGGAAUUCGUUCCUCAAUUUCAGAACUAGGACUUAUGACAUGAUACAGUACUACCAAAAUCAAAUACCCUAUUAGUUCCUAUUGCGGUAGUUUGUUUCUUAAAAGCUAUAUUUAUUUAAUUCUUGGUGGGAAUUAAUUUCUUCAUCCUUUCACUUAUAUGUAGAUGUAUAAAUAGGUGUUGCACAAAUGUAUACAAAAAAGCGAACGCUAGUUAUUAGUUGUUUUUAUUAUAUUUAGAAGAAUUCUGAUUCUAAUUAAUUGAAUAGAAAAUAGACCCAGUUGUACAACGCAUUAACAGAAUGGUUUUUUUUGUUUGUUAUUGUUUUAGUAAUAUUUGUAUGUUAUAGCUCUUUGCGAAUUGUGGCAAGAAGAAAGACUAAGAAACUUGGCUGAUUCUGUAUUGAACAUAAGUUAUAAAAGUUCGCGCUAAGCUGAUUCGAUAAUUCGACAUGUAAGACUGUCUGUUCCAACCUCUAAAUACUUCUAGAUUUAUUUUCAUAUAUCUCUGCAAGUCGAAAUUUAGCAAUGCUGAACAGGUUUUUGUGUUAAUUUUUAAGAAACACAGUAGUAUACAUUAUGUGCGGCAUUUAUUUAAAUCUAUAUCUUGAGAUCACUCUAGUUAAAGUAUAUUUCAUUACGGGAGACAAAAAAUACGCUUAGACAAUUUUAUGAUGGACGAAAGUCCAAAUUAUUAGUAUAUGUGAUAAUGAAUCUUAUUUAUCUGAAACUAUCAUUGACGGUUUUAUUUUUAUGCCAAUAGAAUUGCUAUUUCUUCAUAUUUUUUCUAAAUGAAUAAAGUUAUAUCAUAUUAACACUGCCAGAAGAUAUAUUUUUCUUUAUAGUAUUUUUUUUAAUUGUAAUCGAAUAACACGUAGUUUUGAAAAUCAUUAAUUCAUUGGUACAGUAAAAAAUUGUCAGGGGUAAGGAUUUAAAAUCACGCGGAUAUGAGAAAAAUGGGAAACGCGAAAGAGAUUAAGAU
This is a messenger RNA of Achroia grisella, 6974 nucleotides long. RefSeq names its product phosphatidylinositol 4-kinase alpha (gene Pi4KIIIalpha). Gene Ontology annotation, biological process: phosphatidylinositol-mediated signaling; phosphatidylinositol phosphate biosynthetic process. Bases 74 to 6070 code for a protein of 1998 amino acids. Gene Ontology annotation, cellular component: plasma membrane; cytoplasm. Gene Ontology annotation, molecular function: 1-phosphatidylinositol 4-kinase activity. Lineage: Eukaryota; Metazoa; Arthropoda; Insecta; Lepidoptera; Pyralidae. The transcript is spliced from 35 exons. The record is from RefSeq and is a predicted model, not a curated record.